AUGGUCAUGCUUUGCAGAGAUAUGAGCAAUAAUACAUUCAUCUCAGCUGAUUUUCGGCAGUGGUUUUCUACUUUGCAGUCAUUAAUGACUCUGGUAAUGGAGAACACUCAAAUUCAAGGAGAAAUUCCGCCAACCUUCUUCAGUCUUUUUCAGCUGCAGACUGUCAACUUGAGGGGAAACAAGAUCAAUGGAACCCUGAAUAUUGCAUCCAACUAUAGCAGUCAAUUAAAACUGAUUGAUUUGCAGAACAAUUCCAUCGAUUCAUAUACAGUAAGACCUGGAUUUCCUUUUCAAAUAAUACUUAUGCAUAAUCCAGCUUGUUAUGAAGAAAGAUCAGAAGACUAUUGUGGCAUUUCCCAAACGAACUUUGUAUAUUCAACUCCACAAGAAAAUUGCCUUAAAACACAAUGCAGUUCUGAUCAAAUUCUUAGACCUACCUGUAAAUGUGCUUAUCCGUACACAGGCGACUUAUUCUUCAGAGCUCCUUCCUUUUCUGACUUGACAAACACAAGCAUUUAUGAGUCACUUCAGAAGUCUAUGCUAUCUUCUUUUAGCCAAAAUCAGGUGCCAGUAGAUUCAGUUUCCUUGAGUAAUCCAAAAAAGAAUUCAGAGUACUACCUUGUGUUACACCUGCAAGUUUUUCCAUUUGGCCAAGAUCAUUUCAACCGUACUGGGAUUGCUACAAUUGGAUUUGCACUUAGCAACCAGACUUACAAACCCCCACCAAAUUUUGGACCAUUCUUUUUCUAACUUACUGGAUUAAGUACUAACUUCUUUUGAAUGACUUAAUUAAGUAGUUGACACUUGACAAUGACCCUUAAAUUUUGAUAUUCCUAAAAGAAGAAAAAAAUUACUACUUUUAAUUUCGAGAAAAAACUAGACUUUAUUUAAUUAUCUAAACCUAAUCAAGUUGUCUAAUAUUCAUCUUAUUUAGGAUUAACACUCAAUAUGGUCAAUUAUUAUUAUGAGAAAUAUUCAAUAUUUGAUCGAUACCUGUGAUGAAGUUUUUUUCCCAAUAAAUUGGUAUAGAGGGAGAAGAUUACAACU
Messenger RNA from Solanum stenotomum, 1047 nucleotides. Its product is annotated as leucine-rich repeat receptor protein kinase HPCA1-like. The transcript is spliced from 4 exons. Lineage: Eukaryota; Viridiplantae; Streptophyta; Magnoliopsida; Solanales; Solanaceae. The record is from RefSeq and is a predicted model, not a curated record. The coding region runs from base 1 to 750 and encodes 249 amino acids.